This is a messenger RNA of Oncorhynchus kisutch (coho salmon), 3943 nucleotides long. Its product is annotated as cell migration-inducing and hyaluronan-binding protein-like. Lineage: Eukaryota; Metazoa; Chordata; Actinopteri; Salmoniformes; Salmonidae. The record is from RefSeq and is a predicted model, not a curated record.
CUCUUCCAGUGCUACGUCCACCUUUGGAUUGCCAACCCCAAUAACAACCUCAUCAACUGUGCAGCAGCAGGCUCAGAGGAGACCGGUUUCUGGUUCCUCUUCCACCAUGUGCCUACGGGAGCCUCUGAGGGCAUGUUAUCUCCUGGCCGCUCCGAACACACACCUAUGGGCCAGUUCACCAACAAUAGGGCCCACUCCAACUACAGGGCUGGGAUGAUCCUAGACAACGGUGUAAAGACGACACAGGCCAACGACAAGGACAAGAGACCCUUCCUUUCUCUAGUGGGAGCAAGAUAUGGACCCCACCAGGAUGCGGAUCCCUUCAAGCCCCGUGUCCCAGCUCUCAUCCACCAUUUUGUGGCCUACAAGAACCAGGACCACGGAGCCUGGCUGAGGGGAGGAGAUGUCUGGCUGGACGACUGCCAAUUUGCUGAUAAUGGAAUUGGCCUAACACUGGCUAGUGGUGGUACAUUCCCUGAUGACGAUGGUUCUCGUCAGGAGGUGAAGAACAGUCUGUUUGUAGGGGAGAGUGAGAACAGGGGCAUGCCCAUUCCUGACAACCGUAUCUGGGGUCCCGGGGCCGACCUCAAUGGGAGGACCCUGCCUCGAGGAGUUGACUUUCCUAUCCGCGGCAUGCAGAUCUACGACGGGCCCAUCAACGUGCAGAACUGCACCUUCAGAAAAUACAUUGCCCUGGACGGUCGACACACCAGCGCCUUCGGCUUCAGACUCAACAACUCCUGGCAGAGCUGCCCUAACAACAACGUCACUGACAUCACCUUCGACGACGUGCCUAUAACGUCCCGGGUGUUUUUCGGCGAGCCCGGCCCAUGGUUUAACAAGAUGCAAAUGGACGGUGACAAGACCACGAUAUUCCACGACGUGGACGGCUCGGUCAGUGAGUACCCUGGAGCCUUCCUGGUCAAAGAGGACAACUGGUUACUGAGACACCCUGACUGUAUUGACGUGCCUGACUGGAGGGCUGCCAUCUGUAGUGGGCAUUAUGCACAGAUCUACAUACAGACACGUAACCCUGCCAGUCUGAACAUGCAGAUGGUAAAGGAUGAGUACCCUGACAGACCCCUGACACUAGAGGGCGCUCUGGGCAAGAGGAAGCACUACCAGCAGUUCCAGCCCGUGGUCACCCUGGGUAAGGGCUACACUGUACACUGGGACCAGGCUGCUCCUGCAGAGAUCACUGUGUGGCUCAUCAACUUCAACAGGAACGACUGGAUCAACGUGGGCUUCUGCUACCCGCCAGGCACCACCUUCACCAUCAUCUCGGACAUCCACAACCGGCUGACCAAGCAGACAAGGAAGACCGGUGUGUUCAAGAGGACCACACAGAGAGACAAGAUCAACCAGUCUCACCUGUCCCGAGGCUAUUACUACUGGGAGGAAGAUACCGGCCUGCUGUUCCUCCGAGUGAAGGCCCACAAUGAGAAGGAGGACUUUGCCUUCUGUUCAGUGAAGGGUUGUGAGAGGGUUAAAAUCACAGCCGUUAUCCCUAAGGGAAGCGGCCCCAGUGACUGCAUGACACAGGCCUACCCCCUGCACGCAGAGAUGCCCAUCGUAGAUGUGCCCAUGCCAAGGAAACUGCCCAGCGCCAAGCUGCGCACCACAGACCACUUCCUGGAGGUCAAGCUGGAGUCCUACAACACACGCUUCUUCCACAUCAAGGAGGACUUCGCCUACACAGAGGUUAACGGCAGGAAGUUGUACCAGCCAGAUGAUGGGGUGCAGCUGACGGUGAUGGACGGCCAUGACGGGAGACUGGUGGAGAGCAAAGGCUUCAGGAACUCCAUACUGCAGGGUGUACCUGCCCAGAUAGAGAGCUAUGUUAACAACCUGACAGACCACUCUAUCGUCAUAAUAACGUCUAAGGGUCGCCUGGUAACUCGGGGCCCCUGGACCAGAAUACUGGAAAUCCUCGGGGCUGACAAGACCCUCAAGUUAAGAGACAAGCUAACGUUUGUAGGCUUCAAGGGCACUUUUCGACCUGACUGGGUCCGUAUGGAGGUGAAUGAGGAGAGAGCUAAGAUCCAUCAAGUCCUCCCUAUCCCUGUGGUCAAGAAGAUUAAGCUAUGAAGGAGAGAGGAGAGGAAUAACUAGGUGUAGUGGGGGGCACACACGAAACUACACCUCCCACACAACACACACACACUGCCCCUAGGGCUGGAGUAGGUGAAAGUUGUUCCUAUAACUACUGGUCCAAGAUCAGAUGUUUUUCACCACUAAAGAUUAAUUAAGGUAAUCUGAUCCUAGAUCUGUGGUUAGGGACGGUUUCAGCCCGGUGCUACAGAGUGUGGGCCGGCCAAUCAAACGCAUGCGUUUUUCUGUCACCUAUCAACUUUCCCGCCAUGCAGGUCUCUGUUUAUGUGACAAUGUUGACUAUGUGAGUGAUUCGACUGUAUUGUUCGUUUGACUAUACUUGACUUUUAAAACGCGAGAAGAGAGAAAAAAUGACCAACAAAUAUUCCUUGUUUUUCAUCCUACUCAGAGACAGAUUUCCUCAAUGUUUGCACCUGUGUUUUCCAGUGGGAAGUUAACGUUGUUUAACACAAUAGAACAGAAAUGUAGACCAAUGAAGUAGAAGUGAGAGAGAGAUUACGUGACUUUUAAAGUAGAACCAAAAGGUAAAUUACAGGUUAAAGGUCCAGUGUGGUCAAAAACGUGAUUUUACAGUAUUUUAUAUAUAUUUCCACACUGAGGUUGGAAUAAUACUGUGAAAUGAUGAUAAUGCCUUUUUAGUGUGAGAGCUGUUUGAAAAGACCACCUGAAAUUUCAGCCUGUUUUGGUGGGAUGGAGUUUUGGCCUGCCUGGUGACAUCACCAUUAGUUAAUAGACCAAUAACGAAGAGAGUUACAAACCAGUUACAAAACUCUCUGCCAAUUACAGCUAGACCACACCCAGCCAGUCCUAGCUAAAUCCUUGCUUCAGAAAUUGCUCUUUGUUAAGAAGCUAUUUGUAUUACUUUUUGACCAUUUUAAUUCAAAACAAUCACUUAAUUGUUACCCAGAAAUGAUUUGAUAUUGUGGUAAAAACAGGUGCAUUGGGCCUUUUUAAGAUGAACAUAAAAAACUUUUAGGUACAUUAUGAGAUAUAUUUACCCUUCUGCUGGAUAAAAAGCAGGUGCAGACAUUUAGUCCAUCUGUCCGGAAGAUUCCAUUCCAGAGAAGCUGUUUCCCUGUGUUUUAUGUGAGGGCUCUAGAUCGCUUACUUGAUAUCGUGUAAUGUUUGGUUUCAUAUAACUGUUCAUAUCAACGUUUGUGGUCCAUCGGUCCAUUUUAUUAAACAUACCAGUAUGUAAAGAACCCCCAAAAUGAUCCUGAAUAUAUCCAAGGACAUUUUUUUGGUCACUUCUAAAGUGCUAUCUGGUCUUAGACAAUACUCCCAAAUCAAAACUUUAAAUGUUAUUUAAGCAAUUUAUAUAUUGAUUAUAAAUUGGCGAUUUUUCUUCAAAUCUGGCAAGAAUCAGAUACAUGUUUCCCUUUGCCCGAAAUAGCUGGUCUUUUUUCGGACGUGAUAGUUGUUAAUGUUUUGUAUGUUUAAAUGUGUUUUUAAAAAUUCCACAGAUUGAUAACAGAGAUAUAUUUUAUACUUAUUUAUUGUACAGACAUAAUUGAACAAAAUCUACAAGGGACAUCUUUUGAGUUGUAUUGUAUUCUGGUCCUGAAUUGUAUGUAAGAAUAAUAAUACUAUAACAUUUAAAACAAUCCUACUAAACACUGCUAUGGCAUAAUAUCAUCCUAGUUACCGCAAUGUUUUGUUUUAACCCUACACUAAAUGGAUGUGAUGUAUUAUACAUGACUUGGGCUUGUAAAGUAAUUCAAUCUCAUGACUUAAAAUCUUUGAAUGACUUUUGUACAUAAAUAAAUGAAUAAGUGAAUUUAUAAGCCUGUGUGUGUGAACCUCAAUAAAGACUUUCUGCACAGAAACACCA